This is a messenger RNA of Chara braunii, 1109 nucleotides long. The record is from the annotation of a GenBank genome assembly. Lineage: Eukaryota; Viridiplantae; Streptophyta; Charophyceae; Charales; Characeae.
UGCGAUCCCCACCCUCGUCCCCUUCCCACGUCCCCAAUGAACCAUGCCGAUCCCCUCGCUCCUCUCUCCAUCUUCGGUCUCCCCUCUUUUUUUUUUCCACCUUCAGGCAAUCCGAUCUUCAUCCUUCUCUUUCCUUCUCGUUCGAACCUCUCUCUGUCCCGCUUAUUAACCCUGCGCAUUGGCGAUUGUGGCGCGAAACUUUUGACGAGAUGUCUUUAUGCUUGGCCAGAGUACAUGUGACGUGGACCCAGACCAGUGAGCAUCCUGCGUGGAUCGGAAAUUUAGAGCUGCUGAUCAUCCAAGCUUGGAGGACUAACGUCGAAGGCGAUCUUCUCGACUUUCUCUUCGGAUCGGUACGGUCGGGCCGCCGCCAGUUGAUUGCGCAGGAGCUCAUUGCGCCGAUCGUACAAUUGGCGGACGAUCUCUUGCCCGACAUGUAUUCACAAAGCAACGACAACCCUUCUCCGUACAUUCUCGAGCGAUCAUUGGAUCCGUACCUUCAGUGGACUGCGUGCUUAGAGGAGCCCAGGGACGAAGAUACUCGACCAUCACGGCAGGAGUAUUUGAAGUCGUACAACAUCAUCCCUCACGCCUUUUAUCCGAAGGCGGAGGAAGUGGUGAUUGACGACGACGACGACGAGGAAACGUCGGAGGAGGGAAGCCAUAGCGAGUAUAGCAAGGGCGAGCUGAGUGAAGAAGAAGAAGAGGAGGGAGAAGAAACCAGAUCUGAGUGGGAAGCCUUGCCGGAGGAAGCGGCGCGCACGAGCACAGAGGCGGAAGAUCUGGAGGCAGCGCGAAGGCGCGAAGAAAUUGCCACUGGGAAACGCCAGCUGGAGUUCGCUUGUAGAGCCAGCUUGUGCAUCGGUAACGAUCCGACCAGGGACUUGGAGCCGCCGAAGCUCGAAGAUGGCGACCCAGCAGCCGCCAGCUCAAGCACCACACGACGGAGACGGAGUCGAUCCCCCUCCUCCUCCGCCUUCACCCGACCCCCAGUUCGCCUACGGACCGAUGCGGGCGAUAGGCCUUCGUCCUCGGAUGUUAACCCGUCGUCCCCUUGAUUUUCUCACCCUCGAACAGAUCCGCACCCCCGUCACCUUCCCCCCCCAUCC